Choloepus didactylus (southern two-toed sloth) is the source of this 1734-nucleotide messenger RNA. It is a transcript of the gene NPEPL1, whose product is annotated as aminopeptidase like 1. The record is from RefSeq and is a predicted model, not a curated record. NCBI's taxonomy places the organism in Eukaryota, Metazoa, Chordata, Mammalia, Pilosa, Megalonychidae. Gene Ontology annotation, biological process: proteolysis. Gene Ontology annotation, molecular function: manganese ion binding; metalloaminopeptidase activity. Gene Ontology annotation, cellular component: cytoplasm. The transcript is spliced from 12 exons. Bases 69 to 1640 code for a protein of 523 amino acids.
GCGGCGCCGAGCCCGGGCCGGAGCGGGAGCCGGAGCGGCAGCGGCGGGGGCCGGGGCGGGGGGCGAAGAUGGCGAACGUGGGGCUGCAGUUCCAGGCGAGCGCCGGGGACUCGGACCCGCAGAGCCGGCCGCUCCUGCUGCUCGGGCAGCUGCACCAUCUGCACCGCGUGCCCUGGAGCCACGUCCGCGGGAAGCUGCAGCCCCGGGUCACCGAGGAGCUCUGGCAGGCCGCGCUGAACACACUCAACCCCAACCCCACGGACAGCUGUCCCCUCUACCUGAACUGUGCCACCGUGGCGGCCCUGCCCUCCCGGGUGAGCCGGCACAACAGCCCCUCGGCCGCGCCCUUCGUCACCCGGCUCGUGCGGACCUGCCUGCCGCCCGGGACCCACCGGUGCAUCCUGAUGGUCUGCGAGCGGUCGGACAUCUUUGCCUCAGCCUGCGCCCUGGCCCGGGCCUUCCCACUCUUCACCCACCGCUCCGGGACGUGGCGGAGCACGGAGAAGAAGACUGUCACCGUGGAGUUUUUCCUCAUGGGGCAGGACAACGGGCCGGUGGAAGUGUCCACCUUGCAAUGCUUGACCAACGCUGCAGAGGGCGUGCGGCUGGCAGCCCGGAUUGUGGACACACCUUGCAACGAGAUGGACACAGAUGCUUUCCUUGAGGAGAUUAAGAAAGUUGGAAAAGACGUGGGGAUCACCCCAACCAUCAUCCGGGAUGAGGAGCUGAAGACCCGAGGAUUUGGAGGAAUCUACGGUGUUGGCAAAGCCGCGCUGCACCCCCCAGCCCUGGCUGUGCUCAGCCACACCCCGGAGGGAGCCACGCAGACCAUCGCCUGGGUUGGCAAAGGCAUCGUCUACGACACGGGGGGCCUCAGCAUCAAAGGGAAGACCACCAUGCCGGGGAUGAAGCGGGACUGUGGCGGGGCCGCAGCCAUCCUGGGAGCCUUCCAAGCCGCCAUCAAACAGGGUUUCAAGGACAACCUCCACGCCGUGUUUUGCUUGGCGGAGAACGCGGUGGGGCCCAGCGCCACGAGGCCUGACGACAUCCACCUGCUGUACUCAGGAAAGACUGUGGAAAUCAACAACACCGAUGCCGAGGGCAGGCUGGUGCUGGCGGACGGCGUGUCCUAUGCCUGCAAGGACCUGGGCGCCGACAUCAUCCUGGACAUGGCCACGCUGACCGGAGCUCAGGGCAUCGCCACGGGGAAGUACCACGCAGCGGUGCUCACCAACAGCGCCGAGUGGGAGGUGGCCUGCGUGACGGCCGGACGCAAGUGCGGGGACCUGGUGCACCCGCUCGUCUACUGCCCCGAGCUGCACUUCAGCGAGCUCGCCUCGGCCGUGGCCGACAUGAAGAACUCGGUGGCGGACCGGGACAACAGCCCCAGCUCCUGCGCCGGCCUCUUCAUCGCCUCCCACAUUGGCUUCGACUGGCCCGGGGUCUGGGUGCACCUGGACAUUGCCGCACCUGUGCACGCCGGUGAGCGGGCCACGGGCUUCGGCGUGGCCCUCCUGCUUGCACUGUUCGGCCAGGCCUCUGAGGACCCCCUGCUGAACCUGGUGUCUCCGCUGGGCUGCGAGGCCGGCACGCAAGAGGGGGACGUGGAGAGGGACUCCAAGAGGCGCAGGCUCGUGUGACCACCAGCCCCUGCUCGCCCCAGCACGCGGCCCCUUUUACCUCACUUUGCACUGAUUUAUUUUAAGCAAUUGAAAGAUUAGACCUUAAAUGUGG